UCUUUGGGAAAUUUGCUUCAGAAUAAGACGAGGACAGCAGAAGCUAUGGCUGCAGAUACCCCCAAAGCAGAGGUAAUUGUGGGGCUCGGGCAGGGCAGCUACGUGGACGUCGUCCGCACCGCCGAGGGCAGCCAUGUGACGCAAAUCCGCGCGAUUCCCUAUUGGAAGCCACAAGCCGAGAAGCUGAAACCACUGGCAUUGAAGGGGAGCCGUGCCAUGCACCAGAGCACACUGAACCUCGAGGAUGGACGUUCGGGGGCGGAUUACACGACCACGCACAAAUACUUUUAUUCAGGAAAGAACUGCAAAGAGGACCCCUCGAAGCCCCUGGUGAUCAGACAGGCCCAGUGCAGCUCCCAGCACCACCGCUCACCAGGUCCGCUAGGCCCCCUGACUGAGGUGGAGCGCCACCAGUCGUACAGCAGAGAGGUCUUUGUGCCCAAGGAGGUCAUACCGCGGCACGUGCUGCACUCCACUGGGCUGCACAAUCGGAAUCGGAGCCACGAAGGAAAGGCGAUGAAGGAAGUGACGAACCCCCUGGGUGUCACCGAGAACUAUGACACCACCUACUGCUCCGUGCACCAUGGCAGACCGCCAUCUGCAGGCACCGGUGUCACGGGCCACCCCACCCCCUGGCACACCCACGACGUCAUCACAGGAGAAGACCUGCAGCGGUCAACAUGCCUGCCAAACUUCAAGAGAAAGUCAGGGGACCAGAUACUGUGGUGGUCAAGAAGGUGGGAGAAGGACCAUCAGGCACUGCGUCUCUACUAGGAGAGAAAAAGCCCACCAUGAAUUGAGGGAGCCCACAGCUGCUGCUGCCCGACCCUCCUGCUUACGCCUGGACCUGCACCUUCGAUCAGCCGCCGGCUCUCCACACAUGACCUUCAAAUUCCAGGGACACCGAGAACGGCUUUGCGCUUCUGUGCUGUGCCAAUGGGACGUCAUGUUGGGGUUUUGAGGGGUCUGGGCU
This is a messenger RNA of Erpetoichthys calabaricus (reedfish), 973 nucleotides long. RefSeq lists its product as uncharacterized. The record is from RefSeq and is a predicted model, not a curated record. Bases 46 to 774 code for a protein of 242 amino acids. NCBI's taxonomy places the organism in Eukaryota, Metazoa, Chordata, Cladistia, Polypteriformes, Polypteridae. The transcript has 5 exons.